AUGACGACGCUUGUAGUGGGAAAGAAUCUUCCUGGCAGCCGCAACGACGAGUUUUUUAGUUGGGAGGAUGCUGCGAAUGGUCGUGGGGCUGAUGUUGGUGGAGCUUUUGAGGUAGAGCAGCAGAUUCAGCGUCAGAUUCGUGCGGACCCAACCGCGCUCUCUUUGAUUUACGACGUGCCCGAUGACAAGGACACGUACCUUUGGCAAUACGAGCACUUACGUCAGGUGAUGAAAGAGCUUAACGUUCUAGUGGCACGUCUAGACGGAAGUUGCACGCGCGAUUCGUGUCCCGUGAUGAAGGCUACAGACGACUGGGUGUUCUUGUGUGCAGCCCAUAAGGCGCCCAAAGAGUGCUGCGCUUUCGAGUAUAUUGUUCAUACCAUGGACAACGUCAACACGUUGCUCACCAGUAGCCGUGUGUUCCCUUCACGUGUAAGUAUCAGCUCGAACGCCACGCAGUACUUUCAGUCAGUCUCACGCCGCUUGUACCGCAUUUUUUCGCACACUUAUUUCCAUCAUCCGGAGGUAUUUCGAGAAUUCGAGGACAAGUCAUAUUUAUGCCAUCGUUUCGUCUAUUUUGCGCUCCACUAUUGCCUUAUUCCUAAGAGUUUACUUAUCAUCCCCGAUAUCGGCUAG
This is a messenger RNA of Plasmopara halstedii, 636 nucleotides long. RefSeq names its product mob-like protein phocein isoform x1. The transcript has a single exon. Lineage: Eukaryota; Oomycota; Peronosporomycetes; Peronosporales; Peronosporaceae. Gene Ontology annotation, cellular component: cytoplasm. The record is from RefSeq and is a predicted model, not a curated record. Bases 1 to 636 code for a protein of 211 amino acids.